AUGCAUCAUUUCCCAUUCAGGGACACAUCAAUUAUCAAUGUCCUAUAUCGUAACGUGCCUCUAGGUAUAUUCCCUAUGCACCAAGUCCCAUAUGGUAAUGGGGUCUGUAGGGAGACACCCUAUAUUUACCUAAGGUCAUGGGCCAAGGAUUUGGGUGUACCUAUCGUCUCGAUAGACUACUCAUUGGCUCCUGAACAACCCUUCCCUCGAGCUUUUGAAGAGUGCUUCUUUGCCUACGCAUGGGCGGUCAAGAACGCACCGUAUCUAGGAUCCACAGGAGAGCAUAUCUGUCUAGCUGGGGACAGUUCUGGAGGUAACCUUUGUACAGCCGUAGCCAUGAGAGCAGCAUCCUACGGCAUCCAGGUCCCUGACGGAAUCGUCACCAUGUAUACACCUUUUGUUAUUCAUCACUCCCCUUCCCCUUCUAGACUACUGUGCCUUUUUGAUCCGCUUUUGCCGUUUGGAGUCUUGAUGCGAUGUCUCUCCGCCUACGUCGGUCUUAAGGAGGAGUUCAUGUCAGAAGAGAAGGUGUCGACCGUGGUUGACACCGCCAAUGAUCGCAUCCUCGGUUCCCCUAAGAGGUCUUCCAUCAAGUCAGAAGAAGGUUCACCUGUUGAUGGAGAGAUGGAGAAGAAACUUGAAGAGGAGGAAGAGGAGAAUGGUAACAGUACUAAAGUGACCACACCAACGUCGAAGGAAGGCAUCAACGGGGAUAUCAUCGUUCCACCACCAACGGACACUGUCUCUUCGUUCAUGGAGGAAGUCCCUCCAACAGACAUUGAGAAGUUAGAGCAAGUCAGUGAUGCCAUUGACAACGCAACGAUAGGUCAAGGUGACGGACAAACGGAAACCAAUGGUGACCAGUCCAGCACCGAAGCCAUCGCAAUCUUUGACCCUUCUCACCCUCCAAACUCGGAGGAUCUUUCAAUCAGUCUUCCAGCGGAUGUCGAUGCCAUCUCCUUGGACUCCAAACCUGAGGCAGACCGUGAGUCAGAGGACACCGUGCCGUUAUCACCAAAGAGCAGAGAAGAUCUUCACCUUGAUUUGAAGGAGGAAGGACUAGUAACGGAUGAAGACGUCCAGACUCCUACAUCCUUUGUGAAUUCACCCAUCAGGGUUUUCAGGGAUGCACCUAUCAUGAGGAAUCCUUACGUCUCGCCUCUCUUCUCGGACGAAGAGCUUCUCAAGGGCCUUCCUCCUGUUCAUAUUAUUGGUUGUGCGUUAGACCCAUUAUUGGAUGACUCAAUCAGCUUUGCUAGGAAGCUUCGUGGCAUGGGUAAGCCCGUCUUCUUGGAGAUAGUCGAUCACCUUCCCCACGGCUUUCUAAACUUCUCAACGGUCGGCAAGGAAUGUAAAGAGGCGUCCAUGGUGUGUGUACGCCACAUUAUGCAUGUGCUCUAUGGUUUCCAUGACGAUGAGUUUGAAACGCUAUCAGAUUGAGCUGAAUCCAACCCAGCGAUAAACUGUCAUCUAGUCAUUUUAAGAUGUUUGUUCAUGUUGUGUCAACCUGUCAACUACUGAAUACUCUUUAUGUCCGUAGGCUUGAUACAUGGGCCACUAGGCUUCAGUCUGUUCAAAGUGUGGCGUUAUCAUCAGGUAUGUGUAUAGAAAUUGACAAAACCUUGCUUAUGAUAUCCAGAGUGUGGAAUUACCAACACAGAUAUGCCCAAAUGGGGCCAUGUAUUCUAAUCCCAGGCACAAGUGAACAGAGUCACCCAUCUUUCUUUGCUUAUUAUUCAUUGAUUCCUAGAAAUACGAUUAAUUUAUUUAAUGGACUGAUAAGAGAUUUAAACUUGGCUCUACUGUGAGCAUAGCUGUCGGUAAAAUGGAUGAAACUUGCUGUUUUUGUAUCCUUUUCAUGUACUGAAACCCUAUGGAUAAAUCUUAAUGGGCACAACUCACUGUUGUUUUUCAGUAGGGCUACAAAAUGGCUCCAAAGCAGCUAUAAAAAGGGGUGAAAACGGCUACAAAGCAAGUUGCUCAAUGUGAUCCAUGCCUAUCUCAGACCUGCCAACCAGUACGUUUUAGCCGUAUUUAGUACGUUUUUGCAACCAAAAUACGGCAGUACAUUUUUUCUUUUAAAAAUACGUUUUUUUUUUUUUUUUUUUUUUUAAUCGUAAUUUAUUGAGAAAAAUCAUCUCUAUAUGUCUCUAUAUCAUAAAACGUACACAAAUAUGGUUAUUAGAUCAAUGUAAUUUCAGGUAACUUUUUUUUUUUCAAUCAUUUUGUAAAAACCAGGGUGAGAUAUACACAAGUUUCAAUGGGUUUUUUUUUUCAUCUGCAAGAGCAGUGCGCAUUUUAGCUUGCAUGCAGCUUGAGCGCCGUGAUGGGCGAGUGCGCCAAGCAUUUUAUUAUGAAAUACAGUUUUUUGUAUCACAGAAUACAGUUUUUCAUUCCCAGAGGUUGGCAGGUCUGCUAUCUAUACUGUAAGAGUCUCAGAAAUUUCUACAUUGAUGGGUUAAAUACUUGAAAGUUAGUCAAUAUACACUGUAUCCCAAAUUUUGCCAAGCUUUCCUUCUCAUUUGUCUUAAAUAUGCAUAUCUGAUAAUGUACUGUUGUUUGAACUUGAAAGUAAAAUAGUGUUAGUAAAAUCAAGGAGGGCAUUCACAACUCCUAAAGAUCGACUGAAAUUGCCAUAACCGUGGCAGGACAAUGUUUGCUGUCACCAUUUUUCACUUACGGAUAUCUUAGUCACAAAUCUAGAUAUUUAUAUUUUUGUAUUUUUCCAAAGAAUAAUAAGAAAGAGGAUGAAGGAGUAGAGAAAGAACGGAAGAAGGGGUGAAAAUAGAGGAGGGGAAGAGAAGAAAGAACAGAAAGAGAGAGAGAGGGAGACAUUCUGGUUAGCCAAUCAUAACAAUGCUUGCAUUUGGUGUACAUGAUGAGUGUAACCAACCAGUGGCAAUGGAGGUUUCAUUAGAGAUUGAAUUUGUAUUUUGAUUUGAUAAAAUACAUCCCAUGCUAUUUGUUUUCUCUUUACAGUAUACAAAGAAUGUAUGUUGGAAUCUUGUGGUUUCAUAUUAUAAACAUUUUACCAAGCCAUGAUGACUCAAGAGAACUUGAUGAAGUGAUUGAAUGUCAAUUUAUUUCACAUUUACAGCUGCCUUCAUUAUUAUUUAAUCUCAAAUAAAGAUGAAUAUUUUAUAUAUUUAUGCAUGCAUGGAAAAUAUAUCAGAGUAGUACAAUCUCAUAAAAUGUCAUAAUAUAUUCAUACUUUUACAUGAUAUUUUCUGUAUAAUUUGGUCUGUGAUAUUGAAGGAGUUUAUUAAUUAUAUUUGGUUUUGUAAAUUUCAUUUUCAUUUAUAUUUAAAAGAUGCAAUCAUCGUGUGUAUUCUGUUGUAAAUCUCUGGGGAUAAUUUGGAGCACGCUGCAAUCUUGUGUCUUGCAAACGAUUAAAAUAAGCUCGCAGUCACGCCGACGAAAACGACUCUAGGGUCCCGUAACACAAAGUUUAGCGAUUAAGGUGACAGGUGCCCUAAUUUUUUUUUAUUUUAAUGAUUUUAUUUUUUUUGUCUCCUUUGCUAGUUUCAUGUGUGUACUUCAUCAUGCAACUUGUUUUAUCUCAAUAUUCUACCUCUUUUUUUAAUAAGAGGGGGGUUAAAACAUAUUUUCAUAAAAUUCUCAAACCGGAAGUAGUAUUUUACACACCGGAAGUGAUUAAAUCUGUCCCCAAAACCUUUGAUACUGCCUUAAAAAAAAUCAGAAAAUCCCCAGAUUUUUUUUGGCUGAAGCCCCAGAUAUUCCAUGUAGCAAAGUGGACUACCACCCUCUGUUGGCCAAAUAGGGAGAGCUACUGUAUUGCACAAUAUGGCAGCGACUACAAGUUACAUACACUAUGUGACAGACAUGGCGCGUUACAAAUGUCCGUUAUUAUUAGUAUUAUAGCCCUUUCUUUAUCGUGAUAUUAUACAAAAUUGAGGGUUUUUUAAUGAAAAAUGUAAUAACUCGAGUUCUAAUCAUUGGAUUUGCAUAAAAUUUUGUAGAAUUGUGUAUCUUGAAGAGUACAACAAAAUAAUGAUAGUUUUUGUGCAUGGUACCCCCACAGGUGGAGUUGUGUAUAAAAGUCCUUUCUGAAUUUCUCAUUAUCUGACUGCUAGUUUAAUCCAUAAUUUUUACAAUUCUACUCUGAAUAUUUCUUAAAGCCAUCAUAAAUUCAUCACAAAGAAGUCAGAGAAUUAAAUUAAUCCAUCAAAACUUAAAUUACACUCUUUGUUGUGAAGUUAUAACCAUAGAAAGUUCAUAUAGAGAAAAAUCAUGAUUUUUAAAGUCAUGACUUUGAAUGACCAUAUUUUGCUUAUGCAUAAAGCUAAUAUGCCACAGUGCAAAUUUUUGUGUAGAUCAGCUCAUAAGCUUUCCAAAAAUAUAUAGUUUGUUGGGGUACAGGUACUUAGUAAGAAUCCUAUGCUUGAUUAUAUACCCGUAGUCGUUUCCGCACGGUAAUAGGGCACCUGUCACCUUAAUCGUACGCUUGAUUUUUAUGAUCAAUUGUACAUGGUAGUCAGUGCAAUCAAUUGUAAAAAAAAUAUGUUCUACGAUGAUUGCUAAACUUUGUGUUACGGGCCCCACACCGAUUAAAACUAUUACAUCAUUUCAAUUUGGUGGAUUCACAAUAUGUUGCGCCACCUAUUGGUUGCAGCGGACAGGCCGAAAUUCGUGAUGCCUCAUGGGAAAAAGUCGACAUCUGCUGAGCGCGCUAGUACAUUAUGCUGUAUGACUCGGACGGUUUGCAUAAAAUUAUUCUGUUAUACCAGGGUCUAGGAGCUGGGAGAGAAAUUCGCUGCAAAUUUCUUUAGGAAAUUUAGACCAUUUUCGGUGAAUUCUUCCUCCGUUUAUCAUAUGGUUUUCAUAUUUGAAGCAUCUUUACACCAGCGCUAUUCGCUGGUUGGCCUGGCCUGCGCGUGAUGUCGACCCAAAAGUUAGAAAUUGGCCUGUCCGCUGCCUACCGAUAGAUGGCGCACCGUAUUGUGAAUCCCCCGAAUUGUCACAUCAUUGGUCGGUUGGGAGUCGGGUUUCAUCAGUGUGACUGUGACGUCAUAUUGUGUUCUAUUUUCGAGAUUUUCUUAUUUAUUGCCUUAAACUAUGAGCAUUUCUUGAUGUACAUAUUUAUAAUUUUUAUAAGCAGGUUUGUUUAUUUUUCUCGAAUGUUUGAUUUUUAUACUAGCAAUAUGAUUGAAUGUAAGAGGUGGAUGGCCAAUAGUCAGAAUGUAUUCAAACUGAAAGUUAGUGUGGCAAGAUAAAACCAGUAGAUUUCCCAUACUCAAGAGCUUGCAGUAUGAAGGGUUAGGAUGAAUUUGCUUGCCUGAUACAGCACCUAUAGGGCAUGCAGAUAUCUUUUACUUCCAUUUACAUCUACAUGUACUGUAUUAAGUUAUAUAUAGUUUCGCCAUUCCAAAUAUUCUGAAUGUCUGGAUUUGCUAUAAUUAUUAAAGAUAUUUUUUCUAUUUACACAGGCCAUGUUUGGAGCGUAUUCCAAUGACAUGUAUUAAUGGUAACUCAUUAGAUUGAUAGUAAAUCAUUUAAACAUUACAAUUAUUCAUUAAGUCCAUGACAAAUGCUUAAAAAACAAAUUAUUUAUUGAAGAGACAAAACCCAGGGUUUCCUAGCAUAUUUAAAAUACUCAAUUCAUUGAAAUCAACCCAUGCUUUGUGGAAUGUAGAUUAUCGGUUUUCUGUAAAUAUUUCAUGCACAACUACUAAUUUAGAUUGAACUCAUCCUGAACAUCAGGUGUUUAUUAUGAUUUGUAAUUUCUCACCCUAUUUUUGUAUAUUAUGUAUUUUCUAUUGGACACAGUUAAUGCGGGAGAGGACAGUUGAGAUAUAAGUGAUUGAUCAGGGGGGGGGGGUUCAUGUGAUUCAUGAUGAACAUUUUUUUUCAUUUUGAUUUUGUGUGUUGGUUGAUUACUUUGUUGUAUAUUUUAAAGCACCUGUAAUUUUGUUCUUGUGAAGAAAUUACCAUCAAGUAUUCAGGAAACAAGCAUUUAAGAUGGUGUAUUGAUUUAUUCUUUAUUUUUUACUCUAUUGAA
This is a messenger RNA of Lytechinus pictus (painted urchin), 6019 nucleotides long. RefSeq names its product hormone-sensitive lipase-like. The transcript is spliced from 4 exons. The record is from RefSeq and is a predicted model, not a curated record. The coding region runs from base 1 to 1440 and encodes 479 amino acids. Lineage: Eukaryota; Metazoa; Echinodermata; Echinoidea; Temnopleuroida; Toxopneustidae. Gene Ontology annotation, molecular function: triacylglycerol lipase activity; sterol ester esterase activity. Gene Ontology annotation, biological process: triglyceride catabolic process. Gene Ontology annotation, cellular component: cytosol.